UCACGCAUCAACCGCGUGACCAUGCAGGACGACGGCGGCGGCUGAGGUGCGGGCGCGGGGAAGACAGCCGACGCGCGGCGAGCGGCGGCGGCGCUCUUCACUUCUUCGCAAUCGGUCGACAGAACGACUCGCGUCCACAUUUACAGAUACAGAACACUUUUUUCUUAACCUCAAGUGUACAUUAAAUACUAAAUAAAAUACUUUGUAUUAUUAACAUGGUCCUUCUACCGGGAAUAAUCCAGGAAUAAAUCUUCAAGAAAAACAAUUGGAUCACCGAUCACCAAAUUCACCGUUGCAGCGGGAAGAAGUCAACCAGUGAAACGGUCAAGGACCUCUGUGAGUUCGUUCCAAUUCCUAACCUUGUUCCUAGACAUCCAUUUCACACAAUAAUGUGUUUUUAAAAUCAUUUUUUCUUCCCACUAGUGCAAACCGGUUAUUUUAUACGGCGACGCACCUCUUUUGUUCUCAGCUGUGCUUGCUGACGUGUUUAUUUUAUUAGUUAGCUGCCUGUUCUUUUUGCAUUGCAAUUUAUUUGCAUUAAGUCUCCUUGCUUGUAAAAUAAACAGCUUUUUUUGACUUUGACAGUUAGUUUUGAAUUAAUUUCAAAUCUUAACAGUUUUUUAAGUUUUUAAGUCUUCAAUUCUCAAAAUUAAGAGCAAAAUGGAUAUCGAUAAAUUAGUAAAACAGCGCAGUGGCAUUAAAGCUAAACUUACCAACUUUGAAAAAUGGAGAUCGAGUUAGCUUCGGCGAACCCCGAAAACGAGUACGUGGAACGAAAUCAGAUUGAAGAACGGUACCACUCAUUGAUCGCCAACGCGCGCAGCCAGCUCCGAACCAGCGGCUCGGAGUGUAAGGGGUCGAAGACGGGCACUACAAUGGACUCCAAAUCAGGUGCAUCGCUUAAAAAUGGCUUUGUUCGCUUACCAAAAAUUGAUUUACCGCACUUUGACGGGGGCUACCAGUGCUGGCUAGAAUUUAGAGAUACAUUCAUAUCAUUGAUACAUAACAGCGAUUGUAUCGAUGGAAUAAAUAAGUUUCAUUACCUCCGGGCAUCCCUUAAGGGUCGUGCGGCGGAGGUUAUUAAGAAUAUUGAUUUUAAGGAUGAAAAUUAUGUGAUUGCUUGGGACUUACUGUGUGAUCGUUACAACAACAAUCGCUUGUUAAUUAAUAAUCAUGUGCAGGCUCUAUUCGAUUUAGAACCUAUAACUAAGGAAUCAUCAGCUUCUCUGCGACGUCUUAUAGAUGUCAUAAAUAAAAAUCUACGAGCACUUAAGACGUUAAAGGAGCCGACAGAGUAUUGGGAUACUCUUAUAAUAUUUAUGAUGUCUAGAAAGUUAGAUAUAAAUACAAACCGAAAAUGGGAAGAGUACCGCAAUGCAUUGUCUGAAUCUCCUACCUUAACGAAACUUAUUUCAUUUAUUAAUGGGAGGGCUGAUCUCUUAGAAACAUUAGAGGUUAAUCAAAAUAAGUCAAGCACUAGUGUCAAUAAUAAACAAAAAUCAUUUAUUAUCGCAAGUACCAAAGAGAAUCAGAAUACACACAAAGAAAUGAUAAACAAUAAGUUAGAAAAUAGCAAGGCACAUAGUAAUAAUUUACAUAACAAAUUAAAAUGUCCAUUAUGUUCUAACGAUCAUCUGUUAUAUACAUGUGAUUUGUUUAAAAUUUUACCUACUGAAACACGAUUACAAAAGGCUAAAGAACUACGUGUCUGUCUAAAUUGUUUGCGCUCGAGUCAUAUCACCAAGAAAUGUCGAUUAGCUGGUUGUAAAUAUUGCAAAUCCAGGCAUAAUACUCUCUUGCAUGUUGAACCGACUGAGCAGCCUCAUCAAGACCCAAUGCCUUCAGCGUCAAAUAGUAUCGCCUUGCCAAUCGAUACUACAAACAGUGUCGUCUUAUCAGCUGAUACUAUUCACCAUACUAGUACAACCAAUGUGUUGCUAUCCACAGCUAUGGUGAAAGCGGUGAGCAACAGCGGUGAGAAAGUCAACGCUCGAAUCCUGCUCGACAACGGCAGUACCGCCAACUUUGUGACGGAAAGCCUCUGCGCCAAGCUGGAUUUGUUACGACGUAAGACUACCUCCACUGUCACAGGUAUCAACCAACAGUCUUCCUACAGUACACAGUCUUGCAAUCUACAUAUUGAGUCUUAUAAUGGUGACUAUAGGAUUAAUUUGGACUGCCUAAUUUUGCCUGAGAUUACUAAACGUUUGCCAGCCUCUUAUGUCGAUGCGAAGAACAUUCCUAUUCCGUCAAGCCUACGGUUAGCUGACCCUACAUUUAAUGUUCCGGCUGUCAUUGACAUUUUAGUAGGCGCAGAAAUCUUUUGGAGUGUUAUAGGCACAGCUUCGAUAGAUUUAGGCAAGCGCAUGCCUAAGCUAUAUGACACCAAAUUUGGUUGGAUAGUGUCUGGACCAGUUUCUCAGCUUCGUUCGUCUUUAAAAAAGGGCUCACAUUUGUGUAAUUUUACCCACUUAACCGAACAACCUAAUUUAACAAGGUUUUGGGAGCUGGACUCUAUUUCUUCUAAGCACGCCCAGUCUCAAGAGGAACGGGAGUGUGAGUUAAGUUUCAAACAAAAAACUAUUCGUAAUGAUAGUGGCAAAUUUAUUGUUACUAUGCCUUUAAAAACUGAUCCAAGCGUAUUAGGCAAUUCGUACAAUAUGGCAAAACACCGUUUUCUGUCGUUAGAACGUCGCUUUCAACGGGAACCAGAAUUCAAGGCCAGAUAUAUCGAAUUUAUGAAUGAGUACGAAAACCUUGGUCAUAUGAGUGAAGUUAACAACUCAAGGCCGCAUUCAAACGACUGCACCGAAUACUUCAUUCCUCAUCAUGGAGUAAUUCGCGAAUCCAGUACGACAACGAAGCUGAGAGCUGUAUUUGACGCAUCUGCCACUACUUCUUCUAAGGUUUCACUUAACGAUAUUCUAAUGGUAGGGCCUAAAGUACAGGAUGAUUUACUUUCAAUAUUGUUAAGAUUUCGGCAACAUAAAUAUGUUGUCACUGGAGAUAUUGAGAAAAUGUAUCGAUGUAUAGAAGUGACUCAUUCACAACGAUCAUUACUGCAAAUUAUUUUUAGAAAAGAUCCCAAAGAACCACUAAAGACGUACAGAUUAAAUACAGUCACUUAUGGGACAUCAUCUGCACCUUAUCUAGCAACAAAGUGUCUGGUGAGUCUUGCGGAUGAUGCUACCACAGACAACGUGAGGUCUGCAAUUGCACGGGAUUUUUAUGUAGAUGAUUAUUUGGGCGGAGGUUCGACUAAAUCAGAAACUAUAGAUCUAGUGAAGCAAAUUAAUUCAAUUCUCUCAUCUGCUCAUUUUUUUCUGCGUAAGUGGCAAUCUAAUAGUCCAGAAAUUCUCGAAGAAAUAGCUGGUAACUCGGGUAAAUCUGGUUCAUUAGACUUGUCCAGUCACUCCCAGUCAUCGAAUAAAACUCUGGGUCUGCACUGGUUUUCCAAUACUGACACAUUAUCCUUCUCAAUUAAUAUUUCCGCAAAGGAAAUAAUAACAAAGCGACACAUUCUUUCUGUGAUUAGUCAAGUGUUCGAUCCGCUAGGACUGGUUGGCCCUUGUAUUGUUGAAGCAAAGUUAAUAAUGCAGCGACUAUGGGUUGAACAGUCCGAAUGGGACGAUGAAGUCUCGUCUGAGAUAGUCGAAAUGUGGUCUAAUUUUGUUCGCACACUUCCUAGUUUAAACAGCUUAAACAUUCCACGAUGGGUCUGCUGCAACCUAGCGGUGGAACAUGAAUUGCAUAUUUUUUGCGACGCGUCAGAAAAGGCGUAUGGCGCAUGCAUAUACGUUCGAUCAGUAUGUAGUGAUGGAUCAGUAAAUGUACAACUUUUGGUGUCCAAAAAUCGUGUAGCACCAAUAAAGACUGUUACUAUUCCGCGCCUUGAGCUCUGUGCUGCGCUAUUAGGUACAAGACUGUGUACUACCGUAACAGAAUCCUUGACUAUGCCCAUAGACAAGCGAUUAUUUUGGAGCGACUCGAUGAUCGUGUUGGGGUGGCUCAACAUAUUACCAAAUCAACUAAAACCCUUUGUACGUAAUCGAGUCGCCGAAAUUCAGGAAAGCACUGCUGGAGAUAAGUGGAGGUAUGUACCGUCGAAGGACAAUCCGGCGGACCUUGUUUCUCGCGGGGCGAGGGCCGAUUCCAUCGGUGCAUGUUCGUUAUGGUGGACGGGCCCUAGUUUCUUACACAGCUGCGAAAGUAGCUGGCCUAUUAUGCCCUGUAAUAGCGUGAACAAAAAUCUACCUGAAGUAGUGUGUAAUUUUACUGAUCAAGUUGACACUCUUAUUAAUUCCAAUCAAUCAUCUAACAAUUCAAUAAUUCGGUCCUUAAUUCAAAAUAAUUCUAAUUUCAAUCGUCUUCAAAGAAUCAUUGCCUACAUCUAUAGAUUCAUUCAUAAUUUAAAAAAUUCUAAUUGUAAACUGCAAGGUUCGCUUUCCACUGAUGAAUUAGAUAACGCUUUAACAAGUUUACUACUUAGUGCACAAGCAGAUAUGUUUCCAAUAGAGUGCAAUAUUUUGAAGUCGGGAAAAUCACUGCCUCAUAAAAAUCGUUUAAUUUCAUUAACACCAUUUGUAGAUACAAAAGGAAUUAUACGCGUAGGAGGCAGGCUUGAUAAUUCACCAUACGAUUAUAAUACAAAAUAUCCUAUCUUACUUUGUAGUAAACAUCAUCUUACUAGAAUACUUUUUCACAUGCAACAUAAAAGGUUGCUUCACGCUGGUCCACAGUUAUUAUUGGCAAAUAUGCGACUUAACUAUUGGCCUUUAGGCGGCAGGAAUCUUGCCAAAACUGUUGUCAAACAAUGUUUAAAAUGUUUUAGAUAUAAGUGUCAAAAUAUACAACCAAUGAUGGGUCAACUUCCAUGCUCCAGAACCAACAUUACAUUUCCAUUUUUUAACUCUAGUGUUGACUAUGCUGGCCCAGUACUGAUAGCUGACCGAAAAGGUCGCGGUUGUAAGCUUACAAAGUCCUAUUUAUGCAUCUUUGUUUGUCAUGCAACAAAGGCGGUCCAUUUGGAGCUCGUCACCGACCUUACAAAAGAAGGCUUUAUUGCAGCUCUGAAUCGUUUCACGUCUCGCCGUGGUAAACCUCAAAGCAUACUAUCGGAUAAUGGCACGAACUUUGUUGGGGCUGAUAAUGACUUAAAACGAAUUGAAUCCGAUGUUGCAUCUGAAAUGGCAGAGCAGGGCAUUAAGUUUGUUUUUGCGCCCCCUUAUUCCCCUCACUUUAAUGGCAUGGCUGAAGCUGCCGUAAAGUCCACCAAGAACCAUCUAAGAAAGUUGCUAAGUCUCACUAACUUCACUUACGAAGAGCUGGCAACCUGUCUGUGUCAAAUAGAGGCUGUUCUCAAUUCCCGUCCUCUAACUCCCUUGUCCUGCGACCCAUCCGAUUUGUCUGUCCUCACUCCUUCCCAUUUUUUAAUUGGACGAACUCUCACGUCUAUACCGUGUUCACAGGUUCCUGACAAAACCAUCAGCUGCUUAGACCGCUUCAAAAGGAUUGAAUACGUUCGUCAACACUUCUGGCAGCGUUUCUCUAAUGAAUAUGUUUCAUCACUUCAACAGAAAACCAAAUGGUCAGUCGCUUCAGAUAGGAAGCUCAGAGAAGGAACACUUGUACUCAUCCGAGAGAAGGCGCUUCCACCACUUGUUUGGGCACUAGGUCGUGUAGUACGAACCUAUGCAGGUGUCGACGGCAUCACACGCGUGGCAGACGUGAAGACAAAGAGAGGAGUCAUCACAAGAGGGUUUAACAAUAUUUGCCCUCUUCCCUUCGAAGACGUCAACAGGCGGGAGGAUGUUCACGCAUCAACCGCGUGACCAUGCAGGACGACGGCGGCGGCUGAGGUGCGGGCGCGGGGAAGACAGCCGACGCGCGGCGAGCGGCGGCGGCGCUCUUCACUUCUUCGCAAUCGGUCGACAGAACGACUCGCGUCCACAUUUACAGAUAGAGAACACUUUUUUCUUAACCUCAAGUGUACAUUAAAUACUAAAUAAAAUACUUUGUAUUA
Spodoptera frugiperda (fall armyworm) is the source of this 6022-nucleotide messenger RNA. RefSeq lists its product as uncharacterized. The coding region runs from base 726 to 5831 and encodes 1701 amino acids. Gene Ontology annotation, biological process: DNA integration. Gene Ontology annotation, molecular function: nucleic acid binding. NCBI's taxonomy places the organism in Eukaryota, Metazoa, Arthropoda, Insecta, Lepidoptera, Noctuidae. The transcript is spliced from 2 exons. The record is from RefSeq and is a predicted model, not a curated record.